Coniophora puteana RWD-64-598 SS2 is the source of this 3022-nucleotide messenger RNA. RefSeq lists its product as uncharacterized. Lineage: Eukaryota; Fungi; Basidiomycota; Agaricomycetes; Boletales; Coniophoraceae. Gene Ontology annotation, biological process: phosphatidylcholine biosynthetic process. Gene Ontology annotation, molecular function: phosphatidylethanolamine N-methyltransferase activity. The transcript has 18 exons. The coding region runs from base 1 to 2994 and encodes 997 amino acids. The record is from RefSeq and is a predicted model, not a curated record.
AUGUCUGUCAGUCCAAAGGGCUUGCGCAAUCGCAAGCUGCCGAGCGCGCCUCAGAACGCGUCCACUAGUCCGACCGCGAGCGACUCCGAGCAGGAGAGUCCGCGGAGCCCAGUGGCACGCGACGAUGUCGUUUGGGGUAAGACCCCCGGUGGAGAAGUCUUUCACGUUCCGUCCACGCACGACGUCUUGACUCUUUUUCACCCCGCGUAUCCCAAGAGCCACUUUGACCUGCUCAAUCUCAGCCUGCUCGGCCUUCAGCUCGUCCUGUUCUUCUCGCUGUCGCGCUUCGCUGCUCAAGUUUUCUUCUUCCUCUACUUCGUCUUCUGGCGUGCGGCGUACGAUGCCGGUCUCGGAUGGGUGCUUACCAGGCAGAGCAAGAAGAAGUGGAUGGUCAAGGAGGUGCAGAGACGCGGUUGGCUCGACGAGAAGCGGAGACCCGAAGCCAGGCAGUGGAUCCGGGCACAGCUGGUUGGCAAGAUGGGUCAGGAUUAUUCGUUUGAUGAACUCCCGAUGGAAUAUAACACCUGGCUGUUAUUCCGCCAGCUGGUAGAUGUCAUCCUGCUCAAUGACUUUCUCGCGUAUUGCAUGUUUGCAUUCGCAUGCUUCCGCAUUCCCGAAGAUCUGUCCAUUGCUGUCCAUAUCCUGAGGUGGCUUGGUGGCAUUCUCCUCAUCGCCUUCAACCUCUGGGUUAAGACGGAGGCCCAUAAUGUUGUCAAGGACUACGGAUGGUACUGGGGCGACGUCUUCUUCCAGCGAGGCGGUCUGGUCUUUGAUGGAGUAUUUAACCUUGCCCCUCAUCCCAUGUAUUCUGUUGGCUAUGCCGGCUACUAUGGUCUGUCCUUGAUCGUCGGCAGCUAUUCGGUCCUCUUUGUCAGCCUUGCGGCUCAUGCUGCCCAGUUUGCUUUCUUGAUUUUGUUUGAGAAUCCUCACAUCGAGCGCAUGUAUGGUCAGCGCAAGCCCAUUGCUGUCCGCAGGGCCGUGACUGCUCGCAAAUCGCGCUCCCCUCAAGCUGCCACGCCGCCGCUCGCCACUUUGUCCGAGGACGAGGCCAUUGAUCAGCUGUCGACUCCCCCUGCCACGGAGGGAGAAACCGCGACUGAAUCGGACCUUGAGACGGAGGCAGAGACGGAAACCGAGGGAGAGGGAGAGGGAACACCGAAGCUGAAGGCCACCAAGCGACUGAGUCCCCAACUCACUGGGCGGUUGUCUCCCAUCUCAUCUGUCUCAGUCGAACAUGCGGUUACCCAGCACGAUCUACUCACGAAGUACUUCAGACGCGAUACUGUGAUUCUUCAGAACAUCGACUUGUUACGGUCUUCUGAUGCGAUGCUCGUGCUUGUGGUCCUUUACGUUCUGACGGUCGCUUUUGUUCCGGCGCUCUCAUACGAGACUGUCACGCUGCUUCAUUUCGUACACGCCUGCUGUUGGUGUCUCUUCCACAGCUUCGGGCUCGGCGCUCUACUACGUGCGCAGUCCAAUUCCAAGUUUUUCAUACGCCAUUUCAUGAAGCACUACCACUACCCAUCUGGUGACCGUGGGCAAGGUGCGGUUCAGGAGGCGUUUACCAACUGGAAGGGCCUAUACAACCUGAGUUUGUGCAUGACAUACACGUCACUGAUUGGUCUUGCGUGGAAGACGUAUUCGUGGCCUAUGAGCUGGACCGUCGGAGAUGAGCUUCUGUGCCACACCCUUGGUGCCCUUCUGAUCGGGCUUCACGUUUGGGCCGCUAUCGAGUCCUACGAGGUCCUCGGUGUCUUUGGAUGGUUCUACGGCGACUUCUUCAUGGAAGACUUCCCCGCGCAUCUGGAGUACACGGGCAUCUUCCGGUACCUCAAUAACCCGGAGCUCAUGAGCGGCGCGUCCUUUUUGGGGCUUGCUCUCAUGAGCGGCAGCAAGCUCGUUGGCGCCCUCGCGGUCAUCCGCUUCCUUUCCAAUUGGUGGUUCCUCACCGUCGUUGAAAACCCGCACAUGCGGAAAUUGUACGGAGACUCGCUACGCAAUGAGGCUGGCUUCGUCAAGGUCAUCAAGAACGUCGCGAGCAAGAACGCGAGGCUGCUCGAGUCCCGCGCGGGACGCCACGGCCCCGAGAUUCGAAGAGUUGCGCGACAGGUCCAAGGCACGUUUGAUAAGGUGUACGAGGAGACCGCCGAUGUCGUGGAGGAGUUCUUGGCAAAGUCCAAACCCAGAAUUUCCGAGGUGAUGCAGGAGACAAAGGUUUUGCUCCAGCAGUCUCGUGAGCGCCUCGUCAUAACCCGUGUUGCGAACGACCUUUCUUCAUGCGAUACGGCGAAGUACAAAAUCGGUAUUGCCCCAAGCAAGAGUGGCGAUAAGCGUUUUCACCUUGGCGAGCCUAUCACCGUUACAUGGGAAGUGCCUCAGCAGCACUCACGCCGCGACUGGGUUGGUAUAUACCGGGUCGGUGCGAACAAGUCGAUAUUGGUGACCAAGACGUCUUCUUUGGGCAUGUGGGUGCCCGUGCAUGACGAAGAAUGGGAUGGCGAUAUUUUCGUGGGUGCUAGUGCGAGGGGGUUAAGCACGCAAGGUGUGGAAUCGCAGGCGGGCACUGUAACGUUCCGCUCGUCGACGCUUCCAUGGAACGUCGGACGUUAUGAGAUCCGGUACCACCACGAUGGGAAGUACAACGUCCUUGGGCUCGAUGGACCAUUUGAAGUUUACGUAAACAAGCCUGACAAUCUAGACUUCGACUCCGUGAGAAACUCGCUCACCGAGAUCGUCCCCCUCUGCCUAGACUCGGACCCUUCGCUCAUCCCGCUCUCGUGCGGCGGCGAGCCUUCGCCUGUCGGUGAGGCGGACGCCGUGCGCGGCCCCGACGACUUCAACUUCUGGAACGAGCGCCAGGCGAAGCGUAUCUCGAGCGCAAUCCGCCAGGCGUUUGACAUCGAGUACGCGCCGGAGGUCGUUAUGGCCGAUGCGAAUUUGACGAGCCUGGCGAAUCGAAUUCUGGUGUCGAAGCGGUUAGCGAGCGACGCCUGAUGAUAGACAUUAACGAUUUCAUGAACCG